AUGGGUGUUGCUUCUUCUAAAGUCAUUGACAACCUUCUGGAGGAUACAAAUUUCGAUGGAGAUGAGAUUGAAAGAUUGAGGAAACGUUUUAUGAAACUCGAUAGGGACAGUUCUGGUUCAAUUGAUAAAAAUGAGUUUAUGAUGAUUCCUGGGGUAUCAUCUAAUCCUCUAGCCGGGCGAAUAAUGGAAGUUUUCGAUGCCGAUAAUAAUGGUAGUGUUGAUUUCCAGGAAUUCAUAUCUGGUCUGUCUAUAUUCAGUGGUCGGGGAAGCAAAGAUGAGAAAUUAAAGUUUGCCUUUAAGAUAUAUGACAUAGACAAGGAUGGAUAUAUAUCAAACGGUGAACUGUUCAUUGUGCUUAAAAUAAUGGUUGGGAACAACUUGGAUGAUGAACAACUGCAACAGGUUGUGGACAGAACCAUUGUGGAAAAUGAUAGUGAUGGUGAUGGACAUUUGAGCUUCGAAGAAUUUAAGAACGCCAUUGAGACAACCGAAGUGGCCAAAAGUUUGACACUUCAGUAUGAUGUAUGA
This is a messenger RNA of Torulaspora delbrueckii, 528 nucleotides long. RefSeq names its product calcineurin regulatory subunit B (gene CNB1). The transcript has 2 exons. The record is from RefSeq and is a predicted model, not a curated record. Bases 1 to 528 code for a protein of 175 amino acids. Gene Ontology annotation, molecular function: calcium-dependent protein serine/threonine phosphatase regulator activity; calcium ion binding. NCBI's taxonomy places the organism in Eukaryota, Fungi, Ascomycota, Saccharomycetes, Saccharomycetales, Saccharomycetaceae.